AUGGCCUCCCUCCAGGUGCCUUCACGUCACAAAGCUGUCGUGUAUGAUAAUCCUGGAAGCAUUUCGACCAAGGUCGAGGAGGUCGAGACACCCAAGCCUGGCGUCGGCGAGGUUCUGGUAAACCUAACGCACUCUGGUGUUUGUCACAGUGACAUGGGUGUCAUGAACAACGUAUGGCAAUGGCUUCCCGCACCUACACAAAAGGGCCAAGUUGGUGGUCAUGAGGGAGUGGGCACGAUUGCUGCAUUUGGUCCAGGCACCGAGAACUCCGGUCUCAAGAUUGGCGAUCGUGUAGGCAUCAAAUGGAUAGCUUCGGCUUGCGGCAAUUGCCAACCUUGCCUCGUUGGCGCUGAUGCCAUGUGCACCACGGCAAAGAUCAGUGGCUAUUAUACUCCUGGCACGUUUCAGCAGUACACUCUCGCUCCAGCUCACUAUGUUACACCUAUCCCGGACGGCGUACCGAGUGAUAUGGCCGCUCCGAUGCUCUGCGGUGGUGUCACUGUUUAUAGCGCCCUUUGCAAAUCAGGCGCUCGACCCGGAGACUGGGUCGUCAUCCCAGGAGCUGGAGGCGGUUUGGGACAUCUGGCGCUUCAGAUUGGGUCUCGAGGAAUGGGAUUUCGCAUGAUUGGGAUCGAUAUGGGCGAGAAAGAGCAGCUCGUCAAGGAGUGUGGUGCUGAGGUCUUCCUUGAUCUUGGAAAAUACUCCCGAGACGAUGAGGGAACGGCAAAACUUGUCGAGGAUGUCAAGGCUGCUACGGGAGGCGGUGGUGCUGCCGCUGUGGUGGUGUGCACUGCCAGCAAUGCGGCGUAUGCUCAGGGACUGAGCUUCCUCAGAUUUCGAGGGACUCUUGUUUGUGUAGGCGUGCCCGAGGGCAAGAUGGUCCCGAUUGCAACGGCAGACCCUGCAACUCUUCUUGCUGGGGAGAAACGCAUCGUGGGUAGCGCGGUUGGCAAUCGAAAGGACGCGCUGGAUACAUUGGAAAUGGCAGCUAGGGGGAUCGUCAAGACUCACUUCGAGGUGCAGCCGAUGGACAAACUGACAGAAGUAUUUGAGCGGAUGGAUAAAGGCAAACUGCAGGGAAGAGUGGUUCUCGACCUGAGCGGGUAG
This is a messenger RNA of Exophiala spinifera, 1107 nucleotides long. RefSeq lists its product as uncharacterized. The record is from RefSeq and is a predicted model, not a curated record. Gene Ontology annotation, molecular function: oxidoreductase activity. NCBI's taxonomy places the organism in Eukaryota, Fungi, Ascomycota, Eurotiomycetes, Chaetothyriales, Herpotrichiellaceae. The transcript is spliced from 3 exons. Bases 1 to 1107 code for a protein of 368 amino acids.